Messenger RNA from Aedes albopictus (Asian tiger mosquito), 3955 nucleotides. RefSeq lists its product as uncharacterized. Lineage: Eukaryota; Metazoa; Arthropoda; Insecta; Diptera; Culicidae. The record is from RefSeq and is a predicted model, not a curated record. The transcript is spliced from 7 exons. The coding region runs from base 187 to 3750 and encodes 1187 amino acids.
GCGUUGUCUUUUCUUUUCGUUCCUGGGCGUUCAGCGAGUUGGUUUCGAAAGUUUUGUGUGUGAAUCGUGUGAAUAUCGUGAAAUUCCAAUAAUAAUCGUUAAAUUAUCAUUGUUAGUUCUUAAUUCUCUUAAUAACUAUUGUAAUUUGUGAAAAAAAUCGUGGUAUAAAAACGAAGAAAAACAAAAAUGGUUAACAUUGACUUUGAUCAGCUAAACAGCCGACUGAGCAAACGCUUGGAUCAGCUGCGCCAGUACCAAGAUCCGGCGGAAAAACUUCGAAUGUUGAAGCGUUAUCUGUCGCAUUUUGUGAAGUUGGUCCAGGCCGGGCGUCACUUCGAGACGUCGUUCGGGGAACAUUUGCGGCUGGUCGUGCUAUACCUGAAUGAUCGCCGUGAGCAACCACUGGAGAUGGAGACCCUGGGGACGAUCGUGAAAACCCUUUGCGUGAUAUGUUGCAUCACGAGCGUUUCGUACCAGUCGGUGAUGAUUGCUCUUCACGGUUUGUUGGACAUUUUUGAGCGUAUCUCCUGCAAGGAAACCCUGGCUGUCAUCGAGUACUGUGGAAAUUAUUUCAAAAAGUUAAUUUCCCAAUUCAAACGAUUCGGGUACUACAAGAUCCAACGGCAGUUGGUUGAACUGGUCUACAUAUCGUCGUUGUCGAUCAGCAAACCGAAGGAUCGUAAGAACUUCGUGCUGGAUUUGGGACGGCUGAUCGGCGGUCCUUGGGAAAGGAUCCUCGCUUGGAAAACCAUCGCCGUGGAGAAGGAAGUUCGCACGUUCAUCAACGGUUUUCAAGAUAGAUAUCCGUUGUUCGCGGCCUAUUCUGUUCCCGUCGAGGACUGCCGUAUUGGGGAUUAUCACUUCGUACGGCCAAGGGAAUCACACGGCGGGAUGUGGUUGGACGUCAAUUUUAAACCGGCCACCGUGCGAUUUGCGGGGUGUGUUGUGCUCGCCCCUGGCGGAGCUGACCCACUGGAGAUGAGCAUGGGGUUUGAAAUUGAGCACCGGAAUGUGACGAACAUCGACUGGAAAUCUGAAAACGAUAAAAAUCUGAUCACCAUCGAGUACAACAACAUCAUAGUCGAACCGGACGUUUUGAAGGUCGAUCCAAAGGGUUCCCUGACAUUGAUCAUAUCAUCUUCCUUUGACUGUGAUUACCUUGUCAAAGAGGUCAUUCCGGAGGUACGGUCAAAUGAGGGUCGUGAGAACGAUUCCGAACAACCAAACACUACCAGCAUCGAAGGCUUGUUGAAUGUGUCCCUGUUGGAGUCUGUUGCGUCGGGACCGGCCAACAGUCACAACUUUGAUCACUCUCCGCGUCUCCGGGAUAAUCUUGAUGCAAUCGAACAGCAUCGAAACAUGCGCUGCCAAAUGCUGGACCAAACCAGUUCGGUCGAGAGCAACAAGGAAAAUCUAGAACCACGUCGAUCGAUGUCCGAUGUACGAGUGGUUCUUCAGGACGUUCAACGCUUGCGGGUGUUCGAAUCGCUACAGCAAGAGUGCCAACAGAAAAAAAUGAGUCGCUCUCUGAAGCAAAGUACCCCGGAGAAACGUAAUCAUGGCGACGAAUCGGGUGAUCCGCAGAUAAAUGAGGGAAAGAGACGAAAAUUGUUCAAGCAAACGGUACAGGAUACCCUGAACGAAAGUGUCGACUCGCAGCUGCAACGCAACAAGUACGUCGAAAAGAAGCUGGUCAAUACUGUGAAACCGAUUCAAACAUUGGACGUGAAGCCAUUGGUUGUUGGGCCUUCCGCUGAAAACAUCCAGGGUCCUUCCAAUGCGCUGAACGAAUCAACCGCAACGGAUAUGAUGUCAAGCGAAGAGUUUGAAGAGUCCUUGCGAGCUUACAUUGACAACAACGGAAUUUUUGGUAUUGCUCAACAGAAGGUUUUGGACAAUAAACUUGAAAAGAACAUUCGUAAAAUAAAUCAGAUGGUUGACCGUUCGUCGAAGAAGUUCUUCAAGCGUGAACCGGCUGCAGACAAUCCUUAUGAAUUUAUUGAUUCCGGAGGCAAUCGAAAGUCGGCUAAAAAGCAAGCAAAUCGCAAAGGUGCCAACUCCACCAGUAAGAGAAAACCAAAAGCCAACAACGAGAACUCGUCGGUAACCAAGGUAGCCAAGGACGCCACCAAUCAAUCACUCCGUAACAAAAACGCAAAGAGUGCUGCGAAAAAAGCCAACACAAAGACCCUUUCAAAACCCUCCGAACCGAUCAUGCGGCGAAAGUCGCUUCCACGUUCAAAGAAGCCCACAUUGAUCAUCGACCUGUCGUCCGACUCGGAGGCCGAACCCGCCGAGAUGGGAAACACGUUCCAUAAUUUGAACAUUUCUUCCAUUGCUGUGCCGACGACGGCGGAGACAAUGCCGAAGCACCCGAUUCCGAUUGCCAAGCGGUUGUUUGCCAAAUCGACUCCACUCGAGAACGUUAAGAACAAGAAGCGUCCACUGGAUGCAACGUAUACGGAAGAAGCACAAAGUAAACCGCCGCAAGCAGGUGAGCGAACUUUUUCGGCCAAGCAGCAACGCGUACCACUUUUGGAAGUUGAUCCGAAAGGUGACGGCAACGGUGUAUUUCUACGGCGCGACUACAAGAAGCAGCAUCUUCCGACGGGUCUUCAACCGGGAGUUACCGCUCUGCUUGAACAUGAAAGGGAGAAAGCACCAUCAUCAGUUCCAUCAUAUUCGAAUUCGCACAGCGAUGAUACAAGAAUAACGAUGGAGGUUCCAAAGGUCCAUGUCGAUACCCCUGCGCUACCUCCGCUAACCAAGGCCAUGGUUCGUCAACAUCAGACCAGCAUGAGCAGCGCUUCCAUUCCACAGUCUCUCCUUGUCAAUCCCAGUCCGCCGAAUCUCAUUCCAAUUCAGGAGAAAGCCGUACCAUCAACGGUUACGCCUGCUGCUGCGAACUUCAACAUGGACUAUGCCAAGAAUCGAUACACACUGAAAAAGUUCAUUUGUGCCAACGAUCAAAUGUUUGCCGCCGACGAGGAAGUUCCUGCCCGUUUGAAUACUGGCAACGAGACUAUCCUCAGCGAUGAGAUUCGUGCAGGUUGCGAUGCUGCAGUUCCUCCAUCAUUGCAAGAAAAUGAUUCGAGUGAGCUGAACAUUGUCGAUAAUGUGUCACAGGAACAAGAACCACAAACCCGGUACUAUCCAACCACUCCUAGUCCGAAACCUUUCCGAAAUGUUCCAGAUAAUCGAUAUGAUCCAAGAAUUGAUGAUAACGCUUCACAGACCGUUAUUCUUGAGGAUGAAACAAAUAACACAAAGACACAGGAACCCAUUUCACCGAACAAAGAAGCUGCUGCACUGAACGCCCUGAUGAUGGAGCAAUUCCAGACCCGAAUCCACGAAGAGCUAGAUCCUUCGUUGACCGAGUUUGAAUCCAAGGUGGAGAAAAUGGACAAAAUGUUGACGGAUUUCGAGCCGCAGCUCAUGGAACAUAACUUUGAAGAAUUCUACCGAAAGUGCGAGGAAAUCAUAGAGAUGGAGGACAAACUGGACGAGAAGUUCAACGAGUUGGCCAAGCUGUGUGUGGACGCUGUUGAGAGAGCUGACAAGGCCGCCGUAACCGCCAAGAAACUGGCACAAUAUGCCGACAUCAAGGUAGGCUACUUCAAGGAGCAAAACCAGAUGGCUCUUCAGGAGAUACCAGGUAUCGUGGAUGAGCACGUGAAGGGCGUCUGGAACGAGCAGGUACAGUUGCGACUCAAUCAGAUGCAGCUGCUGAUGACAAAGAUGCUGAUGUAGAUGCUCAUCAAAGCAAACUCUAAGGUUUGUGUUUAUCAGAACUUCAGAACUUCAGCCACACUUUAGUACUUAAUAUGCUAGUGAUAAGCAAGAACUAAUAUAUUCUAUGAAUUAACAAGGAAAUAUUUCAUCUGUUUUAAUAUAUCAUGUUUUUAUGUGUUAAAAAUAAUGGAUUGUGGUUGAAUACAUAUUGAAUUGAAAGGCA